AUGUCAGUUGUUGGGUCAUUAAUAUUCUGUAAUUAUUGUGGUAAUUUGCUAAAUUCACAUUCUUCAUCGUCACAUAUUGAAUGUGAUGUUUGUCUACAAAAAUAUCCAAAAUCAUCAUUUGAAAAUUUAAAAGUUAUAACGCAAAGUUCAGAAGAUGCAUUCCCAUCAAAAUUAAAAUCAAAUAGAUCAUUAGUUAAGACUACAUUGAAAAAAGAUGAAUUAGAUGAAGGUGCAACUAUAAAAGAAAAAUGUCCAAAAUGUGGUAAUGAAGAAAUGCAAUACCAUACUCUACAAUUAAGAAGUGCCGAUGAAGGUGCUACUGUAUUUUAUACAUGUACAAAAUGUCAAUAUCGUUUUAGAACUAAUAAUUAG
Messenger RNA from Insectozyma verbasci, 372 nucleotides. NCBI's taxonomy places the organism in Eukaryota, Fungi, Ascomycota, Pichiomycetes, Serinales, Debaryomycetaceae. The record is from the annotation of a GenBank genome assembly.